ACCAGAGAGCAAUAGUUGGCCAGAGUUUAAUUUCGAGUGUUUGUUGUUUGUUUUGGAUAACGUGGCUGUCAAAGUAAUCAGGUGACUAUGGAGGUGACUGGCUUAUCGUUAUCAGGGAAUAGUUCGUUUCAGAAUGCCUGUGAUACCAUCUUUCCAGUUAUAGCGAUAUCGUUGCGUACGAAGGUAGAAGAAGGACAAAGUGUUUUUGCCUUAGUGCUGUGACACUGCAACAAUUGUCAAUGUCAUAGCUCCUCGACUUGUGGCUACACUAAUAACAAGAUUUUAGAAGUUUAUGUCGGAGCAACUUAGGUAGAAUUGAAGCAAAAUGGCUGUGGACAGACUGAAAACCAUACAGCGCCAUCUGCAGCACCGCUUGGAGUCCCCUCGUCCUACACCAAAUUUAACAUCUACAGCAGUUUUUCCAAGUAGUAAUAGUGAAUUUAGAUAUUCUCUGGACAACAAACUGUUAACCUAUGCUCAAAGAAGAUUUUAUGAAGAAAAUGGCUACAUUGUUAUUCCCGGCUUAAUUGAAGAUGGCCUUCUUGAUGAAUGCAGGGAUCAUUUUGUUGACAUAUGCCAUGGACGCGUUGACAAGGGCAACAUGGUUUUGAUGAAAGACAUUUCACUGGCCAAAACUGGAGCAACAGGAGAGUACCUGUAUUAUAAAGCUCAAGACAUUUUAUGGGAUGAAAUCUUUGCCAAGUACAUCACUCAUCCAUUGCUGCUUGACUACGUUGAGUGCUUUACUGGACCCAACAUAAAGGCAAUGCACACAAUGCUUAUAAAUAAACCUCCAGACUCAGGGAAGGCUACCUCUGUACACCCUGCACAUCAGGACCUCCAUUACUUUCCCUUUAGGCCAGCUGAUCGCAUAGUGGCAGCGUGGACAGCCAUGGAGAGGGUGACUACCAGGAACGGCUGUUUGUACGUGCUCCCCGGAACUCACAAGGGCAAACUCCUGCAGCAUGACUAUCCUGAUCUGGAGAAUGGUGUCAACAGAGCUUUUCAUGGAAUCAAGGGGUACGAUAACCACCCAAAGAUUUUUGUUGAGAUGGAAAAAGGUGAUACGGUAUUUUUCCAUCCAUUGUUGAUUCACGGAUCUGGUAUUAAUGUUACACAGGGUUUUCGAAAAGCAAUUUCUUGCCAUUAUGCUGCAUCGGACUGCGACUACAUAGACGUACGAGGAACAACACAAGAAAACAUAGCUCAGGAAGUACUUGAAAUCACAAAACGCAGAGGUGUGGAACUCACCUACCAGGAUGUCUGGAAAUACAGGAGCAGACUUGUUCGUGGGCAGGAGAUAUCACUGUAAACACUACAGUGUGAAACAUAGGCUUUGGGAAAAUGCUGUUUGUUUGCUGGUCCUGAUAUCCUGAGUUAAGUAUUUUUCCAGAUACCAAAGAAGACAUUUUUCAAUCAUGCAUAUAUAUAUAUGCUCCAUGCCUAGUGAUUUUGUAUUGAAAGGGCAACAGGCUGGACUUGUAAAUGUCUAUUAUUCACGUUAUAUUAAGAUAAAAGAAUUAUGUAUUCCUUGAAAUCUUUGUAUUUUUAUGCAUCAACUUUAAGUUGGGUUUUACUGUGAUAUAACUAAUGGGUACUGUUUGUAAUCUACGUACAAAAUCGUAAACAAAUUAACAAUAGACAGAGGCUAUACUAUAUUUUGUGCAUUUUUAACAAUAAACUGUUAUGACAGAAA
Messenger RNA from Schistocerca serialis cubense, 1696 nucleotides. RefSeq names its product phytanoyl-CoA dioxygenase, peroxisomal-like. Lineage: Eukaryota; Metazoa; Arthropoda; Insecta; Orthoptera; Acrididae. The transcript has 10 exons. Bases 326 to 1312 code for a protein of 328 amino acids. Gene Ontology annotation, biological process: fatty acid alpha-oxidation. The record is from RefSeq and is a predicted model, not a curated record. Gene Ontology annotation, molecular function: phytanoyl-CoA dioxygenase activity.